Messenger RNA from Fulmarus glacialis (Northern fulmar), 1467 nucleotides. It is a transcript of the gene CLK3, whose product is annotated as CDC-like kinase 3. Gene Ontology annotation, biological process: protein phosphorylation. Bases 1 to 1467 code for a protein of 488 amino acids. The record is from RefSeq and is a predicted model, not a curated record. Lineage: Eukaryota; Metazoa; Chordata; Aves; Procellariiformes; Procellariidae. Gene Ontology annotation, molecular function: ATP binding; protein kinase activity. The transcript has 12 exons.
AUGCAUCACUGCAAGAGGUACCGGUCCCCGGAGCAGGAGAGCUACCUGGGUCACAGGUGGAAGAGGAAGAGGUCUCGCAGCAGAGACUACGAGGGGAGACUGCGAUACCCACCCCGGAGGGAUCUCUCCCGGAGAUCGCGAUCGAGAAGCCAUGACAGGAUGCCUUAUCACAGGAGAUACAGACGGGACAGUGACGCCUACAGAUUUGAAGACCGAAGCCCUUCUUUUGGAGAGGACUAUUACUCGACCCGCUCGCGAAACUGGCGGCGAUCCAGAGGCAGAGAGCAGCACCGUCCGAAGAAGCAUCAGCAUCACUGCCGGAAACGCAGGACCAGGUCUUGUAGCAGUGCCUCCUCGAGAAGCCAACAGAGCAGUAAGCGCAGCAGGAGCGUGGAAGAUGACAAGGAAGGCCACCUGGUGUGCAGGAUCGGCGAUUGGCUUCAAGAGCGAUAUGAAAUUGUCGGCAGCCUUGGCGAAGGCACUUUUGGCAAAGUGGUGGAGUGUGUGGACCAUGCCAGAGGCAAAUCUCAGGUGGCGCUGAAAAUCAUAAAAAAUGUUGGAAAGUACCGAGAAGCAGCCAGGCUGGAAAUUAACGUCUUGAAAAAAAUCAAAGAGAAGGACAAGGAGAACAAAUUCUUGUGUGUCCUCAUGUCAGACUGGUUCAACUUUCAUGGCCACAUGUGCAUUGCCUUUGAGCUUCUGGGCAAGAACACUUUCGAGUUCCUGAAGGAGAAUAACUUCCAGCCAUACCCUCUCCCUCAGAUCCGGCACAUGGCCUACCAGCUCUGCCAUGCCUUGAGAUUUUUACAUGACAACCAGCUGACGCACACUGACCUCAAACCAGAAAACAUCUUGUUUGUCAACUCAGAUUUUGACACUCUGUACAACGAGAAAAAGAGCUGUGAGGAGAAAUCCAUUCGGAACACGAGCAUUCGUGUGGCAGACUUUGGAAGUGCCACCUUCGAUCACGAGCACCACACCACUAUCGUGGCUACCCGGCACUACCGUCCACCAGAAGUGAUUCUGGAGCUGGGCUGGGCGCAGCCGUGCGACGUCUGGAGUACCGGCUGCAUUCUGUUUGAGUAUUACCGUUGCUCUUUUCUUUUGCAGACCCAUGAGAAUCGUGAGCAUCUUGUCAUGAUGGAAAAGAUCCUCGGGCCAAUUCCAUCUCACAUGAUCCACAAAACUCGGAAGCAAAAAUAUUUCCACAAUGGGAACCUGGUAUGGGAUGAGAACACGUCCGAUGGGAGAUACGUCCAAGAGAACUGCAAGCCCCUGCGGACAUACAUGCUGCACGACUCGCUGGAGCACGCACAGCUCUUUGACUUGAUGAGGAGGAUGUUAGAAUUCGACCCUUCCCGGAGGAUCACGUUCUCGGAAGCCCUCCUGCAUCCCUUCUUUGCUGGCCUCUCUGCAGAGGAAAGGAUGCUGUGCGGUCGAGGCGCCAGCCGGGACCUGAGCAGAUGA